Molecule: messenger RNA, 387 nt
Organism: Malassezia japonica
Lineage: Eukaryota; Fungi; Basidiomycota; Malasseziomycetes; Malasseziales; Malasseziaceae
Exons: 3
Coding region: 1-387 (128 amino acids)
Source: RefSeq, a predicted model, not a curated record
AUGUCGGCGAGCGGGGCGGCGUUUGCGCCGCAGGCCUCGAGCACCGGUGCGCCGCCUGCGUACGCCUGUGCGCCGGUCGACGAGUGCAUGCCGUGUCCUGAGGACCACCUUGCCUAUCCCUACUGCCGCCCAUACAACAACCGCCAGGCGGUGCAGUGCCUUGCGAGCGACGGCGCCUUGGUCGAUGGCUGGAGCGCGUGCGGCAAGUUUAUUGGUGCAGAAGUGCGGCACUAUGGCCAGUUUGUGUUUCUGAAUGUGCUCCUGGUCGUCGCGGCGCUCUCGGUGUACGUCUGGCGGCAGGUCUACCAGACCCGCAAGUUCCACGGGAUGCUCUACCACCGCGUGCACGGGCGGCAGACGCGGCGUGCGCCUGCGAUGCAAAAUUAG